Messenger RNA from Sporothrix brasiliensis 5110, 1092 nucleotides. RefSeq lists its product as uncharacterized. The transcript is spliced from 2 exons. The record is from RefSeq and is a predicted model, not a curated record. The coding region runs from base 1 to 1092 and encodes 363 amino acids. Lineage: Eukaryota; Fungi; Ascomycota; Sordariomycetes; Ophiostomatales; Ophiostomataceae.
AUGGACAACCGUGGGCCGCAGCUCGCAGCUGUCCUUGUUGCCUGUCUCGCACUGACCAUCGUGUCGACCAUCCUGCGCUGCUACUCCAUGGCCGUCCUCCUCAAGCGCUUCUACCUUGAAGACUGGUUGGCUGUUCUUUCGUUGUGCCUCUACUGCGUGUUCACCGCUGCUGGCCUUCUCUGUGUCCAUUUCGGCAUCGGCCAACACGUCGCCAAUGUCCCGCCCGAAUCCCGCGUGAACGCCGUGCUCUGGCGCUGGGUCGGCUCGCUGCUGUACAUUGCCAUCUCCACCCUGUCCAAGUACGUCGUCGGCCUCUUUUUGCUGCGCAUCUGCUCCCACUGCCGCUGGCAGCGCUGGACCAUUUUGAUCCUCCUGGCCGUCGUCGGCGUCUUCAACGUCAUGUACUUCUUCUUCGAUGUCUUCGCCUGCCACCCCAUCGCGUAUGAAUGGACCCGCUACGCCGAACCGCCGCGUCCGGCGACCGGCGCCGACUGCCAUGCCACCUCCUUUGCCAUGGGCACCGCCUAUGUCUCCGCCUUUCUCAACGUCGUGGCCGACUGGAUCCUCGCCAUCCUGCCGUGCUACCUUGUGUGGCAGGCCAAGAUGGAGCUCCGCAAGAGGCUUUCGGUUUGCUGCGUCCUCGCCCUGGGCUCCGUGGCGUCCGUCGCCACGAUUGUCCGCAUUCCCUAUGCCAGCGGGAUCUUGGACCAACCGGAUUUCCUGUACAACUUUACCGACCUCGCCAUCUGGAGCACGCUCGAGAUCGGCAUCGCCCUCACUGCAUCGUCGCUGGCCACGCUGACGCCGCUGUUCCGCAAGAUAAAGUUCUUUUCAGCGACGUAUGCGACGUCGCGCACGGGCGGCGAGUCGGCUGCCGCAGCCAAGCCAGGACGGUUGCCAUCGUCGGUGCAGACAGGCGCACAGCCUGGGGAGGGCAGAGGUACAGAAGAAAGCAGCCAGAACCAAGAAUGCGGUGGCCACCGUUGGAUGGGGAGUGGUGAUGGCGAUUUUGGGUCUGAUCUCGAGUUGCAGCCCAUGGAACAGCUGUCGUCUGGGAGUGAUCGUCGUCUGGAAGGGACCCUUGUGGUUUGA